This is a messenger RNA of Sinocyclocheilus rhinocerous, 546 nucleotides long. RefSeq names its product gastrula zinc finger protein XlCGF7.1-like. The transcript has a single exon. Gene Ontology annotation, molecular function: RNA polymerase II cis-regulatory region sequence-specific DNA binding; DNA-binding transcription factor activity. The coding region runs from base 1 to 546 and encodes 181 amino acids. Lineage: Eukaryota; Metazoa; Chordata; Actinopteri; Cypriniformes; Cyprinidae. Gene Ontology annotation, biological process: regulation of transcription by RNA polymerase II. The record is from RefSeq and is a predicted model, not a curated record.
AUGAGUCUUCACACCGGAGAGAAGACUUACACCUGCAAACUGUGUGGAAAAACGCUGAAUCGAAAAGGAAAUCUUCAGACUCACAUGAGAACUCACACCGGAGAGAAGCCGUUCACUUGUGAUCAGUGCGGAAAGAGUUUCACUCGUAAAGAAAGCCUUAAUAAUCACAUGCGGAUUCACUCGAGAGAGAGCUGCUGUGUAUGUCAUCAGUGUGGAAAGCGUUUCGCCGACCGUAAUCACCUUAAGAAGCACAUAAUGACUCACACUGGAGAGAAGCCUUUCAUGUGCCAGCACUGUGGAAUGAGUUGCGCGAACAACACAAACCUUAAAGUCCACUUGAGAGUUCACACCGGCGAGAAGCCGUUCACCUGCCAACAGUGUGAAAAGAGCUUCUCACGGAAAGAAAGUGUUAAGGAUCACAUGAGAGUCCACACUGGAGAGAAGCCGUACACAUGCAAACAGUGUGGAAAGAGCUUCACAAAUAAAGGAUCCCGUUACAGCCACGUGAGGACUCACACUGGAGGGAAGCUUUUCACGUAUCUUUAG